Messenger RNA from Seminavis robusta, 582 nucleotides. Lineage: Eukaryota; Bacillariophyta; Bacillariophyceae; Naviculales; Naviculaceae. The record is from the annotation of a GenBank genome assembly.
AUGGACGGACUGUGCGUGUGGAACUCCUUGCUUUUGGGGACCGCUGGCCUGGAUGCGGCUGUGAAAGCCCAGGUCUCUUCGCACAUGUCCCUAUUGACUUUUCUGAAGAGCGCUGCGAGAAACUUUGAGGAAACGAGAGAUGGUGUCGGCGGGGUCCCUCUCUUUCGGCAAAACCCUGUGAAGUGGAAUAUGCGCUCUCUGACCCGUAAAGAAUAUACCGAGGCAAGGCAGGCCGUUCUCGUCCACCCUCUUUUGAUAACUCUGACAGCUGCCUUUCAACUCGAGAUCAUUCACAAAUUAGAAAAUGCAGUGGUAGUGUACGAAGUGCAACAUCCUCGGCGGGCAGUGCACCUCGUUUCUAACGAAAGCCACAUGGAACACGAGAGGAACGUCGACUAUCACGGCUACCUCCACGUCGCGAAGUGUGCAGGGGGAAGAAAGUUAAUCACUGCGAUGGAUUGGGAUGAUGGUGCGUCGCUGAUCCCUUCGGCUGAUUUCACGUGUGGAACAUGCGGGCGCAGAUUUCCAAACAAGAAGAACUUAGACCGCCAUGAGACGCACAAGCACAGGGAGACCAAGUGA